Molecule: messenger RNA, 900 nt
Organism: Cephus cinctus (wheat stem sawfly)
Lineage: Eukaryota; Metazoa; Arthropoda; Insecta; Hymenoptera; Cephidae
Product: putative glutathione-specific gamma-glutamylcyclotransferase 2
Exons: 2
Coding region: 456-650 (64 amino acids)
Biological process (GO): glutathione catabolic process
Cellular component (GO): cytoplasm
Molecular function (GO): glutathione specific gamma-glutamylcyclotransferase activity; gamma-glutamylcyclotransferase activity
Source: RefSeq, a predicted model, not a curated record
GACUUACUGCAUCGUGGCUCCCUUUUAUUCAUAUGCUUCAUUUCAAACACUAACUAUAAAUAUGGGCUAUAAGAACAACUGGUAUUAGUGUAUAUAACUGUAAAGAAUAUAAAUACUGUUUUCCAUACUACAAACGAAUUCGUGUUUCCAUUUCCUGGUUACGAUAUUUCGGAUCCAUUCAACAUAUAAAACAUAAGUUUAUGAAAGAAACAUCGAAUACUUUUAAAAUGAUAUUAAAUGUAAGCGUAAUUGGUAAGAGCUAUACCACCAGCUCCUAAUAUCAUGUAACUAUGACAUUUAUUCUGUACGAUUCCUUACGUUGAGUAGUCAAUAACCUCAUAUAUUUCUUACUAAUCUACGUAACGGAUCUGCGGAUUUGAAGCUUGCUUAAACAUUAACACGGAUAAAGCCCAGAAGUGAUAUAUUCAAUUAAAUAACACAAAUCUAUAAAGAAAAUGUGGGUGUUUGGCUAUGGCUCUCUCAUAUGGAAGGUCGAUUUUCCAUAUGAAAGGAAAUUGGUGGGACAUAUCAAAGGAUACGUGAGACGAUUUUAUCAGAAAAGCACGGAUCACAGAGGAGUGCCCAGUAGGGUGGGUUUCUUAAGAAAGGCCAGGAAGAGUGGUUACUCUUUUAUCAUCAAAGAAUCCUAAUGAUGAGGUGUGGGGUGUAGCUUACAAAAUAGCUGCAGAAAAUAUAGACAAUGUCGUUAAUCAUUUAGACUUUCGAGAAAAAGGAGGAUACAGACGACAAACUGUUCUGUUUCACCCAUGCAAUCCUCAGCAAAGCAUUGAUGGAGAGGACAUUACUGCUUCUUCAAAUUGGCAUAUGAACUCUGUGGAACCAUCAGUAUCUACAUCUUUGGAAGAAGCACCAUUCUAUUUGACAAUCUAUAUAGGUGGU